Labrus mixtus (cuckoo wrasse) is the source of this 6073-nucleotide messenger RNA. RefSeq names its product PHD finger protein 21Ab (gene phf21ab). Gene Ontology annotation, biological process: negative regulation of transcription by RNA polymerase II. The record is from RefSeq and is a predicted model, not a curated record. The transcript has 18 exons. Gene Ontology annotation, molecular function: chromatin binding. Lineage: Eukaryota; Metazoa; Chordata; Actinopteri; Labriformes; Labridae. Bases 258 to 2780 code for a protein of 840 amino acids. Gene Ontology annotation, cellular component: histone deacetylase complex.
GAAUGAGAUUGAAGAAGAGUUCUUCUUGUUUUGUAGCUUCAGUUUCUCUGUUUUUACACAAAUUUACUAAAACUAAAUAUAAAAUACAGUAACAAAAUAAAGCUCCGCGGGAAGCAGUGAGACGGACUGUUUAUCUGCUGUUAUUCCAUCGUGGAUCGGCUUCUUAUAGAUAUAUAUUUAAUUAAUCUAGAGGAGGACUGCUGCUGAGGCAGCACAGAGGGGUGGAGUCCAGUCCCACAGCCAGGCGCGGCACUUUAAUGCUUCAGGUGGAUGGUUUUCCUACUGGAGACGGUGUUCAGGCUGAUCGAUCGGCUGGCAGACUGACUGGAUCCAUGAUGGAAUUACAGACGUUACAGGAGGCCCUGAAGGUGGAGAUCCAGAUCCAUCAGAAACUGGUUGCCCAGAUGAAGCAGGACCCUCAGAACGCAGAUCUAAAGAAGCAGCUCCACGAACUACAAGCCAAGAUCACAGCACUCAGCGAGAAGCAGAAAAAGGUGGUGGAGCAGCUGAGGAAGGAGCUUUUGGUGAAGCAGGAACCAGAGACGAAGCUGCAGCUGCACGUCCAAACUCCUCCAGUAGGUGGCGACAUUAAGCCGGCCAACCUGCUGCAGAGCCAGCAGAUACCUGGAGGACUGCAGCAGACACUGACGGUCACCCCGGUCCUCACCACGAAGACUCUACCUCUGGUGCUGAAAGCUGCCGCCACGCCAGCCCUACCAGGCUCUGUCCUGCCACAACGCCAGCCCACUGUCGCUAUGGUAACCACAGCUAUCACCAAACCUGAAUUGCAGAACAGCCCCAUCAACCUGCAGGUGGCCGGCAAGUUGACCAAUCAGAGCUCGGAGCCCGUGCGACUAUCCAAGAACGCCAUCGUGGUAAGGCCAAAGCUGGCCACACCCACCAACAUCCCCAUCGCCCCGGCCCCUCCCCCUCCCAUGAUGGCGGCCCCCCAGCUGCUCCAGAGGCCCGUCAUGUUGACCACCAAGCUGACGUCCUCGCUGUCCUCGGCCGCUCCAAUCCACCAGGUCCGCAUCGUGAACGGACAGCCGUGCAGCAAGACCGGCUCCACGCCGCUGACCGGCAUCGUCAUCACCACGCCCGUCUCCUCUAGCCCCGCACGCCUCGCCAGCCCCGCCCAGGCACCCACACCCACCCCCAUCCUGACCCCGACUCCCGCCCAGCCGAUCCAGAUCAGCAGCCUGAACACUGAGCCCAAGCAGACUGUUAAAUCAGGAGGAGCCGAGCAGAAGGCCGUCGUCUGCCUCCCCUCCUCCUCCACUCCCCCGCUGUCUCCUCCUGCUCCUCCUCCCAGACCCAAGGAGAACCCAGAGAAACUCGCCUUCAUGGUGUCUCUGGGCCUCGUUACACACGACCACUUAGAAGAGAUCCAGAGCAAACGACAGGAGAGGAAGAGGAGAACGACGGCCAACCCGGUGUACAGCGGCGCCGUGUUUGAACCGGAGAGGAAAAAGAGCGCAGUGAGUUACCUGAACAGCCCUCUGCACCAGGGGACCAGGAAGAGAGGUCGCCCACCCAAAUACAGCAGCGUCCCGGAGCUGGGCAGCCUCACCCCGACCUCCCCCUCCAGCCCCGUCCAUCCCCUCCCCCUGCCCAGCCCCAGCUCUGGGGAUGGAGACAUCCAUGAGGAUUUCUGCACUGUGUGCAGACGCAGUGGCCAGUUGCUCAUGUGCGACACGUGUUCUCGUGUUUAUCACCUGGACUGCCUGGAUCCACCCCUGAAAACCAUUCCUAAAGGCAUGUGGAUCUGUCCAAAAUGUCAAGAUCAGAUCCUGAAAAAAGAAGAAGCCAUUCCCUGGCCCGGUACUCUGGCUAUCGUUCAUUCCUACAUCGCUUACAAAGAAGCUAAAGAAGAGGAGAAACUGAAACUGAUGAAGUGGAGUUCAGAACUGAAGCUGGAGCGAGAGCAGCUGGAGCAGAGAGUCAAACUGCUCAGUAACUCCAUAACGAAAUGCAUGGAGACCAAAAACACCAUCCUGGCUCGUCAGAAAGAAAUGCAGAUGUCCCUGGACAAAGUAAAACACCUGAUUCGCCUCAUCCAAGCCUUCAAUUUCAACAAAGCUCUGGCAGAGACAGACGGUAAGGACAUCAGUGCCAGAGUCCAGGACAGAGCUGAGAGUGCAGCUGGCUCUGAAACCGCGACUGGAGACAACUCUGCAGAAAAAAUAAAAGAUGGGAUCUCUUCAGCCAGCAGCAACACCGAUGAAAAUGACAAACAGGAGGAGCACGGAGCCGCAGGGAACAACCCGACAUCAGGAGCAACAGGAGGAGACACAGAGAGCCCGGCGCCGCUAGAAGACAGCGCAGUCCCAACAGCAGAUAACAGUCCUGCUGUAGGGACGGAGGCUGGAGCCGGGGCAGGGGUUGGAGCUGUGGCGAGUGUUGGGGCAGGGGCAGGAGUCGGGGCAGGGACAGUGGGUGACACAGGGACUGGUCUCCAGGCGGAGGUUGUGGCCAAGCCUGACACUGAGACAGUUCCGGUUGUUGACAUUCCCGCACCCUUAGUGGUUGCAACUGUUGCCACAACCAACGGUACGGCCGAACCUGCCUGUCCUGACCACAGCCCCACAGGAGGCUGCACCACCAACGCCACCACCAACUCUGAGAACAAGAUAGCUGCCGUCAACCCUCCAGAGACAGCGGUGGAGAAGAAACAGGAGGAGAUCACUGACAGUGACGGCAGCAACAACAACAGCAAAACCUCAGAACCCUCCCAGCAUUCUUUGCCAGCUCUUGUCAGCAGUUUGGACAAUAAAAAGUAAUGCUUUGUCUCUUGACUUGCGGGAAUUCAAACAUAUAUAUAAAAAAAGACUUGCUUGCACCGCACGGUGCCCUGAAGUUGCCAAUCUGUAUAAAUGUUGUUUGUUUGCAUUGUAUUGUCAGACUGUGUCAAUGGUAGAUAUACAGCCCAAGUCACAUGACUCUGGGAAGAAGUAGGCUGCUCCGCCCACUGAGCUGGGACAGGAAGGCUUACUCACCAGUGUCAUCAUGCCAAUUAGUGAUAGACGUCAGUGGUGGGAAUGCUCUAAGGGAGAUUUAAUUCAUCAUCACACCAGUGUGUGCCUGUUAUAGUGGCCCCUGUGUUCUCAUGUGGGGUGGGGAGAUGGGUUCACAUGGUACUAGGAAAACUGAGAACCAAACAUCUGUCAGGGGUUACUUGUCUAAGAAGCAGUGUUGUGAUAGAGUAUGCAUACUGAAAAGAGAGCCUGUUCAAACCCUCGUCCAAAUGAACUUAAUGUGAAACAUCCUUGAACUUCUGCAAUCCCAUGACCCUAAACCCUACACCUUCACCCCAACCCCAAUUUCCCCUUAUCUUUAACCAACUGGGACUGUCUCCAUUCAUCAGAAAAACCAUACCUUUUCCUGUUGACCUGUUGUCAUUAAACCCAAACUUUAAUCACCCAAUCCACCAAAGGUCCAACCCCAGUCCCAAUGCCUUUUCCAGAAAGUGAGGUGAACCCUUCCUGUAAUAGAGAGAUAAUGAAAUGCAAUGAAUCCUAGAAAUUGGUUUACCAGAGCACACUUUGGAGAGCCUCUCCUCGAGGACAAUCAUGGUGUAGAUUUUCCAUAAUCUCAGGUUCAAGGACUUCAUUUGGAGGAUUCUUACUCCUUUAAUCCAGUGUCUCCAACAUCCUAAUAACCAACAACUCAAACAAUUUCAGCAGAAAAUAUUCCCUCUAUCCGUUAACGGCAGUACCCUUUGAUGGAUGCCUUUGUACCAAUGACCUUGAUUUACAGAUUAGACCAUAACUUAAACUUUGUUCAACAGGACAUCCGGUUUUAUGGGCGUAAAGCCUUCCCCCAGAGACCUAAUCACAAACCUACAUUUCCCAGUGUGCCAAAAAUCCAAUAUGGCCUUCUGGAACUAUAAAACUAAUCCAAUGACCUAAAGACGAUCAUCUCCCAGUCUACCAAUGACCAAACACCCUGAUCCACCAGCAAUCCCAGUUAACAUCAGACUGACCCUUCAUUUUCAACAUUAAACCAUUGUCUAACAUUCCAUCAAACGACAACAUUCCCUUCCUAUGGACCAAUAGCAGUAACCUUCCACCAGUGAUGUAAACCCAAAUGUACCUUCUCUAGUCCAGUUUAACUUCCCACUAGAACAACAACAUUCCCUCCUAUGGACCAAUAGCAACACUCUUCUACUAUUGACUUAAACCCAAACAAACUUUCUCCAAUCAGUAAACAAUCUAGUUCAACCUUCCUCUGGAACUCCAACAACUACACAAAUGACCGAUUACUUUGCCCUCUUCCAGUUCGCCAAUGACCAAAAAUCCCCCUACCAACCAACAGUCCUGGAUAACGCCCUUCCCCUAACUCCCUUCCCUUCUGUUGUGCCCAAUCUCAGACAGAAAAGCAAUGAGUGCUGGGUUCAGCAGGCAUGCAGGAGGAACCAAACGUAGCUUCUCCAUUCAGCAAACAUUCCAGUUUGACCUCUCUCUAGAACGCUAAACAAACUGACUACUUUACGCCCUUCAAGUCUACCAAAUACCAAAUGUCCUAAACAACCAGCAAUCCCAUUUUCCAAUACAUCAACCCCUAAUUUGAAGCAUCCGGUCACCUUAAAACCAAUAUCUUUAAUAUCCCAUCACACAACAAUAUCCCCCUUCCUAUGGACCAGCAGCAGUACCCUUCUACUAGUGACUUAAACCCAAACGUACCUUCUCCAGUUUGACCUUUCUCUGGCACCCCCACAACACUUGCCUAAUUGACUGAUUACUUUGACUUCUUCCAAUUAACUCAUGACCAAAAAUCCCCCUACUUAACAACAGUCCUAGAUAACUCCCCCCCCCCCCCACAUCUGUACCUUCUGGUGUCCAGUUUGAGUGUAAUGUUUAGCAGGUACAAAGGAAGAACCAAACCUAUCUUUGUCAGUCAGCAAAAAAUCCAGUUUGACAUUCCUCUAGAACCCCAACAACAAUUGCCCAAUUGACUGAUUACUUUACCCUCUUCCAGUUCCCCCAUAACCAAACAUCCCCCCAACCAACCAGUAGUCCUAGAUAACGCCCCCUCACCCCUCCUCCUCCCCUUCCAGUUCCCCUGAGCUCAGGCAGAAAAGACGCUGAGCGUUGCGUUCAGCAGGUACGAAGGACGAGGUCGAACAGGCACGGUAGCCUAACAGAUGUUUUCAGUGGUGUUGGUCAAGUGUAGUGAUUGAGUUUUCAUUCGUGAGUCAAGUGUGUCAACUGUGAGCACUAAAUGUGAAGUUGCAAUAUUGCAAUGUCAACACACAACUAUAUCUGGGCUGUGUUUCUUUUUUAUAGGAAAAGAUAUUCAGGUCUUCCUAGUCUUCAGAAUAAGUGCUUUCUGUUCCUGAACCUGCUGGACUGGCAUUAACAACACAAAAAGGAAUCCUCUUUUUGAAGUGGUGAUCUUUGCAUUAUGUACAUUUUUUUUUGUUGAAUCCUGAACUGCCAAAAUGAUGUUGUAUCCAAAUUCAGCAGGGACAAGUCCACUUACUGUAUUGAACGAUCAAAUCAUUGGCGUUGUAAGAUAUAGAUGCUACCAUUUCAGAAAUUGGAAGUUCCCAGAUCGGGACAGGAGAGCUUAUAAAACAAUAACACUAGAGGAACUUUUAUUUCCUUGAAAUGGAGGGAUUUGUCGUAUGAACCUUCUCCUUCAGAUGGAUCUCAAAGGACAAUACCACAAAUCCUGAGAUUAAAGCACAAGCUUGCUGCAUUACAAAGAAGUGCUGGAGAGCUUUUUGUAUGUUAAUAUGGAAUUAAACAGAGUAUGCAUCUCUUUGUUGUGAUGUGACUUAUCCCCACAUUGCCAAUAUUUUUCUAGGAGGGAAUACAAACCUCUUUCUGACAUUAAGGAUCGAGUGUAGUUCAUAUUCUGGGGAGGGGGGGGGCAUCCCCUCACAGUUAGCUUAGUGCAUCUCUUUUCUUUCUGGAGCAUGUCUGGGCUGAAAUGUGAUGCUGUUAUUCGUCGGCUUGGUGGCUGUCAGUUGGGGUCUGUCUUCGUCUGGUGAACUGAUCAUGACUUCUGGCUUUUUGUUGGGUACGGGGCAUUAACAAACUCUGGUCUGUUCAUAAACGGUGCCUCUGUU